Molecule: messenger RNA, 1439 nt
Organism: Spodoptera litura
Lineage: Eukaryota; Metazoa; Arthropoda; Insecta; Lepidoptera; Noctuidae
Source: RefSeq, a predicted model, not a curated record
ACGGAUUUAAAUCAAAAACAAAAAUAAACUGCUAUAAAUACAAACAACACUUAAAAUAAUAAAGAAAUAGUAACAAUGAUAUCUGAAUUUGCAAAAGAAAAAGUGUAUUGGACGAGAAAAAUGAAUUUAAAAUUAGUCAAAUUCAUGGAAAGCAGACCGAAUAUUUGGAACCCUAAACAUCCAAAGUACACUUCGUUAAAAUAUAGAGACAAAACGUACGCAGAAUUCGCUUCUUUGUACGGUAACGAGUUUACAGGACAGAUUGUAAAAGAUCGUUGGACGAAUAUACGGUCUACCUUUGCCAAUUACUUGAGGAAAGUAAAAGCAAGUCAGGCUAAAGGCGAUGGAGAGCUUUACAAGGUAACCUGGCACUUAUGGGAUGCCUGCAAGUUUCUACUUAAAGUUAACAAAAACAUUCAAGGGGAUGCAAAUGACUGCAGUAAUAAUGAUUUAAAGGAUGAAACAGAACAAGAGGACCUAUCAAGUAAUUCCGAUAACUCCGAAAAAUCUUACAACAGUGACCCUACAUGUCAAAAUAUAGCUAAUGGUAUUCUAAAUGUAUUCCGUGGAGUUCAAAAUGAUGUUUUCGGUUUAGAAAAUACGAAGUAUGGACAAGUAGGACAAUUAGUUGCUCAAAAAUUAUCACAAAUGAGUUCCUAUGAAGCAGCACAAAUGUCAAAUAAAAUAACAGAAAUAUUGUUAAUGUACCAUGAAGAUAAUCCUUUGAAUCCAAAUAAUUUAAAAUCAGAACUAAACAUAAGUUGAAUGUUAAUGUACAGUCAACCAAGUUGUUUAUACAGGUAAAAAUAUACUUACUAACGAAUGGUUAAUACUAUAGUUGGGCCAUUACGAAUGUGUGAACUAUCACAUCAAAGGAAUGGGACAAUGCAGCACAACUUGCACAAGUGUGAGAUUUGAUAAAAAUGAUUUACGACCAUUUGCAUGUUUGUAAUGACCCAACUAUACUAACUACAAUACAGAAACAGCUCUGUACUGCAGUGGCAUGCACAGAUUUUCGAGAUAGGGUAGGCAACUGAAUAUUGUAUGAUGAACCCCUUCCCCGUCGUACAAUCAUAAUAUUCACACAAGACAUAGGUACUAUUAGGUACCUAAGUAUACUGCAUGCUCUAUAUUGUCUUACCUGCAUAUUAAAUAACUGCGGGCUGUACAUAAUUACAUAUAUAAUAUAGUGAUUAUCUUCGUUUUAGUAUGACACUCAACUUCUGAGUUAUGGACUACAUCUUGACAUAUUUCUUGAGAUGCAAUAUUAAACUGUGUGAAAAAUAAAUUCAGUUUUAUGAUAGACCAAUAUCACAGUAGACACAGUUUUAUUAAAAUGAUUGUUACAAAAUGAAUAUAAUUUUUUUAACAAUAAUUACUAAAAUAUAAGGUAAGUACAUUGAAUAUAAUUAUAAUGAAUUUCAAUGAAAUCUAAGGAA